Molecule: messenger RNA, 813 nt
Organism: Wallemia ichthyophaga EXF-994
Lineage: Eukaryota; Fungi; Basidiomycota; Wallemiomycetes; Wallemiales; Wallemiaceae
Exons: 2
Coding region: 1-813 (270 amino acids)
Source: RefSeq, a predicted model, not a curated record
AUGUCAGACGCACAGCUUAAAGCGCAGAAAAGACAGGAGAGACUGCUCGCCAAGAGUACAGAUAGACUGGCGAAGCUGACGGGAGGAUCAGCAGACAGAGUGGUCAGUGAUACAGGUGGCAGAGAGAAAGUGGAAAAGGGCUCAGAUAGCGUAGGAAAUACAGGCAAUACACUCAAAUCAAACGUGGAAGAUCCAGGUGAUAUCGACCUCGCAGAUAUUGCUGGCCAGACAGCCAGCAUGGAUGAGGUGGAUAGCGACAAAGCUUUCAGGUCUUUGCUUGAGCAGCGCAGUGGUGAUAUACCAGAUAUACCAUCAUUUGAACAGCUGUUGCGUAGUCAGUCAACAGCACCAGAACAACAGACAGCCAUGCCGAAACCACGUAAUGAGCGUAUGUUGGCGGUAAUAAGAGUCAUGCGAGUAAUCUCUGUGGUUGGUUUGAGCGUAUUUGCAGUCAUUCACUCAAGUAUUCUGCCAUGGCAUGAAUCAUUUUCAACACUAGCUAGCGCAGAUUCAGAGAAGAGGUUGCAAGAUACAAAUGCAGAUGGUGCUGGUGUUGCAUUCUUCCCUCUUUGGUCGACCUUGUUGCCGUUGCAGAUCUUCUUCUACGUCCUAACUUCACAUCUCUCUCCAGAAAGCCAGACAAAGUUCAAAAGGCUACCCGAAUGGGCGCAAGGGCUGCUAGAAUCACCAUUAGUACCUAGAUGGAUAACUAAUGUGUUUAGAUGGUUGAAGAUAGCCAGCCAUUUCCUCGAUGACCUUGCAUUGGCCGUUUUUACCAUAGUUGCGAUUGAAGUUGUAUCAGAAUACAUGUAG